Molecule: messenger RNA, 1029 nt
Organism: Symbiodinium natans
Lineage: Eukaryota; Dinophyceae; Suessiales; Symbiodiniaceae
Source: the annotation of a GenBank genome assembly
AUGAAGUGGCAGCAGCACCCGAACUUUGAGUUGUCCGUCGACGACACGAUAUGCACAUCGAAGGUGGAAAUGGCCCCAGGUACCUUUGACUUGAGCAAGGUCUUAAUCCUCGGGGAUGUGGCGUUCCAUGAAUGUCGAGAAGAAGAAGUAGCCAUCACGCUUGUGUCUAGGUGCAACGGCAAAGGCCAUCUGCCGAAUUAUUUUCGUGUUGGCAUUGCACCGGCUGGGCACACCGGGAGCUGGAACGAAUGCAUCUGGUACGGCGGCAACGGGUUCAUGUAUGUGCAGCAAAAACAACACUUGGUUGGGCUGAAAAAAGCCAUGUAUCUCGGAGAUCAGGUCAUCGUCCAUUGGGAGCCGCAGGCGCGCCAAGUCAAAUUUUCUGUGAACGCUUCUAGCAUUGCCGAACCUUUGCCAGUCGGUCGUGGGAGUUAUUGUCUUGUUGCAGCCGCCUAUAAGGGCACCAUGCUGAAGUUAAGCGGUGGGAGAAAACGAAGUCGCGAUGUAGGCGACACAGAGCACUUUGCGGCCAAGCGAGCCAAGGAGCAAUUGGAAAGUGGCUUGUUUAGCGACGCAGUUGUGCAUUGUGGUGAGCGCAGCUGGUCAGUGCACAGAUCUUUCUUGGCAUCGGCAUCUACAGUCCUCCGUCGCAUGCUCGAAACUCCGAUGGUCGAAGGCAGCACGUCAACAAUCAAGAUUACCCAGUGCCAGCCCGAGACUGUCCAUGAGCUCUUAAAUUAUAUUUACACAGGUAGUGCACCUGUGUUGCGCGCCACGGGGGUGGAUUCAGAUCGAGGCCAAUCUAUCGUAAGAUUGUUGGAGCAGGCUCAGGCUUACGAGAUUGAGAGUUUGUCGGAGGCGUGCUGGGAUAUUCUCUUUGACACAAGCGCUUUGAUCAGCGCUUCUAUCGUUGUACCUCUCGCUCGUUUGGCCCGCAACGAUCCAAGGCACGAGCAUCGUAUCACUGAUUUGGUAUGGGCUGUGAACGGCAAUGCAGAGCUUAUUGAAGCCUUGAUCCGAAGUGGGUGA